This is a messenger RNA of Clupea harengus (Atlantic herring), 2085 nucleotides long. It is a transcript of the gene zwilch, whose product is annotated as zwilch kinetochore protein. Gene Ontology annotation, biological process: protein localization to kinetochore; mitotic spindle assembly checkpoint signaling. NCBI's taxonomy places the organism in Eukaryota, Metazoa, Chordata, Actinopteri, Clupeiformes, Clupeidae. The record is from RefSeq and is a predicted model, not a curated record. Gene Ontology annotation, cellular component: RZZ complex.
ACCCCCAUGACGUUGCAGUGGCGGGACUUGUGAAAAACUAAAAUAUAGAAAAGCAGUGUAUUGUUUGGAACGUAAUAAUUUAGCUAGAUUAAUCCGACAGUCAGAAUGAGAUAUUAGUUUUCUACAUAGAUAUUUCUAAAUAUUGGGGGGGGAUGGGUUCUAAAAUAAUUUCCGACGCCAACCGUUUUGUCGACUCCUUGAAAAGGUUGUGUCAAGAAAACGACGCGGAUGAACUAAUAUACGAGGACAACAUCCAGAUCUCCUUGGUAAAACAAAAAGUGCCACUGCACAAGUUAAUCUGCGGAAAUCUCCCCGUCCUCGUCGUUGGGAAAAAACUGUAUCUAGAAAAUGCGCAGGAAAGGGAAGAAGACGAAGAGGACUCGCUGCCCAGUGAGGAUUUACUCAAUGACGAGGGAAGUAGUGAGCAGCAAUGUGUCUCUGCUCCUCAACCCCUGACACUGACGGCAGCAAGGCAGCUGUUGUCGUGGUACACGAUGAGCCAGAACCCGAACAUGCCCACCGUCCUGUGCCCUCCUCUCCUGCCUCUCUGGGUGCGCUGUGACAUGAGCGAUGCCCUUGGCACGACGUGGCUUGGUGCAGAAACCGUCUCUGCUGGCAACAAAGUCAGUGGCAUCAAAUUGUAUACAAUUUGCAGUAAAGAGGCAACAGAAGAUAAGUCGUCAUUUAUCAGUUUGGACGCACUGAUGGAGCUGCACCAGAAGAGACACCAUGCAUCUGCAGUAGAGACCAAGGGCUAUGCUCAGUACAACCUGUUUGGCUCUAUUGUGGUAGAGAACACAGUCAUCGAGUCGCAGUGCAGCAUCACUGCCGUCUUCAAGUGGAGCAACGUGGAGAAGGUCUUUCAGAUGCCGCCACAGUCUUCUGAGGCCGUUCUGGAUAUCAAGUUGGCGAUCGGAGAUAUGAAGAGCCCCUUGUAUGAAACCUACAAAGAACUGGAGUUUUUGGAGACUCUAGCCCAGGGCCUUCGGACAGGUGAAGCAGAGUGGCCGGACCCCACUGACCCCAGGUCAGCCAUGGACCUGACGAAAGCUCUCGUGGAAGAGCUGGAGAGCAUUGGGAAGACAGGCCAGGGGCAGGCUGGGAAGGGGGCUGAGACACAGAGAGAAGCCAAGCCAGACACCCCAGCGGCGGCAGACAAGGGGAUCAACAUCUACAGCUCUGUAGGCCUGGACCGAGGGGAUCUGGACUUCACCGACCAGCUCUGGGUCAAGAUGAGAAGCAGUAUAUCCUCAUACCAGGAUAUAAUAGACUGUCUGAAGAUGGUCAUCUCUGCUGUCAAACAUGGUCAGAUCAAACCAUGGGUGCACAGGAACAGCAGUAACUCGCUGGGCAGGGUCAUCCUGCAGUCCUACAAGCAGAAGAUGGAGGCGGUGUGUCUGACCGGUCUCACCCCAGUGCACAUGCUGCUGGAGAUGGGCUUGGACAAGAUGAGGAAGGAUUACAUCAACUACCUCAUCGGGCGGGAGCUGACCACUCUAAAUAACCUGAGUUACUACAUGUGCACAGACGUGGACCUGCAAGAACAGGUGACCAGAGUGAAGAAACUACACCACCUGCUGGAGAUCCUGGUGAUCUGCAGCACCUUCCUCAGCCUGCCCUACGAGUGCCUGUUUCCAUUCAUACAGUCCUGCCUGAAGUACUAUAAAACAAGCCCUUACGAUGAAGAGCAUGUAUUUCAGAUGCAAAUCAGACCCGUUGUGAUCAGCAACUUCUACCAGAAGGAGGAGCCCAUGUCGUGGGGAGCAGAGGUGUUCAGUGGUCAAGGCUCUCGAGAGGUCCGAACGUCCUUUCACCUGAGCGAUCAGCCCCUGGUGGAUCAUGUGACCUUCUCCUCAGAUUUGAAUAAGACGACGGCAAACGGGGACAAGGAGGAGACGGCCUUCUUCAGUACCACGGUGACCCACAGCCUGAUCAACUUCAUCUAAAGUCCUCACAGAUGUGCCAUGUUAAGCGGUUUCCUUGACAAGAACGGAGUUAUAGCAUCAUAUUUCUGCUGUGGACCAACUGUCAUAUCUUUUCUAAUAUGUAUGAAAUAAACGUCAUUAUUAAUGACAUAUUAAUUCA